This is a messenger RNA of Tribolium madens (black flour beetle), 477 nucleotides long. RefSeq lists its product as uncharacterized. The transcript is spliced from 3 exons. Gene Ontology annotation, cellular component: ciliary base. NCBI's taxonomy places the organism in Eukaryota, Metazoa, Arthropoda, Insecta, Coleoptera, Tenebrionidae. The coding region runs from base 57 to 476 and encodes 139 amino acids. The record is from RefSeq and is a predicted model, not a curated record.
UGUCAAAUAAAAUUUAUUUUUUUGCUUGUUCAAAAUUCUCGUGUUUUAUUGCAAAAAUGGCGCCGAUUAUGGGGGUUGAAGCUCUUGCGUUUUUGAAAGAGCGGUUUGAGAAAGAUUUAAAACAUUUUCAAGUUUACGAUACGUACACUCCGGACUUUAAUAAGACUUUGCUGACGAGUAAAUUUUAUUCAAAAUAUGAGGGGCAGAAUAGUAAUGAUGUGGCUGACCCGGUGCUCAUGGAAAAAAUCAAAAAAGUCAAAUAUGAUACGCCGAGAGAAAGGCAUCCCUGGCCUUCAACAGAAAACCAAUGUUACGGGUGGUUUCAUGAACCCCUAGUACCCAUCGAAUUUGAUGAUAACAGAUACUAUCACCCCCACAAAUCAUCAGAUUUUAUCAAACAUGAACUACAAUUAAAAAUGGAUGAAUCAGCCUUACCCAAAGUCAAAUUUGCUGGAAUUCCUUUCAAAGUCCAGUGAU